UGUAGUAAAAUGAUCCGGCUGCUUGCCCUCGUGUUUCUGCUCGCGGUGGCAAUUGAGGCUCGCCAUGAAAAAUAUGAAGGCCACCACUUGUACCGCAUAUGGGGUCAAUCAGAGCAGAUUGGGUACUUGGAAGCAUAUUUGGACCUACUAUCAGUGACGCCGGCUCAAAGAGCAGAAUCCAGGAAGCUUGAAGCCUUGGUCAGGCUGUCGCCAGAGGAAAGAGUGGAAUGGUUGCAAUACUUUGAUGAAAACCAAAUGGGCUAUAAAAUAAUCUCCGACAACCUGGCACAGAUACUUCGGGCUGAAGAAUCUGAAGUUGGCAGAGCAAAAAAUCUUACCAACCCAAACAGCACAAUUACCUGGGAUACGUAUUAUAAUACGGAAGCGAUUAACAAAUACAUCGAUGAAAUUGGCGCUAAGUAUCCUAACCUGGUUACGGUUAUCAACGCUGGUCUAAGUUACGAAGGUCGUCAAAUCAAAUACGUGCGGAUAUCGACAACACGAUUCGAAAACUUACGCAAACCUGUCAUCUUUAUUGACUCUGCUGUACAUGCCAGAGAAUGGGUCACAGCACCGGUUGCUUUGUACUUGAUCCAGCAGCUAGUUGAAGGUGCUGAUAAGGAAUUGGCGGAUCGUGUCGACUGGAUCAUCAUACCCAUGUCUAAUCCAGAUGGUUACGAGUACUCCAUUAAUGAGGAUCGCAUGUGGCGCAAAACUCGCUCCAGGUCUCACGAGGGUGCUGACAAAUGUCCCGGUGUCGACGGCAAUCGUAACUUCGACCACCAUUGGGGUACGAGGCCUGGCGCCGCAGAUCCCUGUUCAAUCAUUUACGAAGGACCGUCACCUUUUUCUGAACCAGAGAUUCGUGUGAUAAGGGAUGCCGUAUUGUCAAAUUUGGAACGUACCGCACUUUCCAUCUCCCUCCACAGCUUUGGUAACAUGUUCCUGUAUGCUUGGGGAAAUAAUGGAUCACUUCCAUCAAACGCCCUAUAUCUCAACCUUGCUGGUGUUCAGAUGGCUACUGCAAUUGACAAGCUAAAGCUGGACAAAGCGCGGAACUAUACCGUUGGUAACGCUGCCAAGGUUUUGUAUUACACAUCUGGUACCUCACGCGACUGGACUCGUGCUGUUGGAAUCCCUCUUACAUACACCAUGGAGCUACCCGGCUAUGAUUACGGAUUCUUGGUCCCACCAAAAUAUAUCGAACAGAUUGUUACCGAAUCUUGGGCUGGAUUCGUUGCGGGCGCCCGAUUUGUGUUGUCGCGCCGAUAAGUUAU
Molecule: messenger RNA, 1277 nt
Organism: Maniola jurtina (meadow brown)
Lineage: Eukaryota; Metazoa; Arthropoda; Insecta; Lepidoptera; Nymphalidae
Product: carboxypeptidase B-like
Exons: 6
Coding region: 10-1272 (420 amino acids)
Biological process (GO): proteolysis
Molecular function (GO): zinc ion binding; metallocarboxypeptidase activity
Source: RefSeq, a predicted model, not a curated record